Acanthosepion pharaonis is the source of this 2577-nucleotide messenger RNA. NCBI's taxonomy places the organism in Eukaryota, Metazoa, Mollusca, Cephalopoda, Sepiida, Sepiidae. The record is from the annotation of a GenBank genome assembly.
AUGCUUCAUUCUUCAUGGUUAACGUUCAGUUCGUCUCUUCCGAUACUGAUGCUGGGACGUGCAAAAAUGUCUCCAAAAACUCUGGUUCGUUUAUUAAGGAAUGGACCCUCAUCGAAGACUCGCAACGCGAACCUCAAUGUUUCUUGUCUCUAUUUCCUCUUGCUUCUAUGGAAUCUUCCGUUAUUAUCUGCCUCAUUACCGUCAUCGCCGUCGGCGUCUCCGUCGUCAAAGCCGAAGACAUCUGACGCCGCCGCUUGUCUGACCGAGGUUGACUACAUGGGCAUUUAUGCCGUCAACUGCAGUAACGGCGGACUGAAGCGAGUCCCCCAGGAUUUGCGUGCCAAUUUGUGGACGCUGGAUUUGAACCACAAUCGAAUCUUUCUCGACAUUCCCGUCAUGCAAUUCGCCAAAUAUGAGAGCCUUCGAAAGCUGUUGCUGCGAAACAACUCAAUCGCAGAGAUUCACACCAACGCUUUCACAGGAUUGGUCAGUUUGAUCACACUGGAUCUCCACAGCAACAAGAUCACCGAUGUCCCGACAGAGGCCUUACGUAGCCUGCCGGCUUUGCAAACCCUCAUCUUGAGCGCCAAUAGCAUUCAACAUAUUGGAAAGGGGGCUUUCCCUGACCUACCCUAUUUGGCCGAAUUAAGAAUCGACGGAAAUCACUUGUUUAUAGUUGAUGACUACGCCCUGUCGAGCUUAAUCAAUCUACAGCACCUCAGUAUACAAAACAACGCUGUAAAGACUUUAUCAAAUAUGGUAUUCCAUAAUUUUGGUCGUGGUCUCCUCUCGUUAGAUUUGUACAAUAACCCCUGGUUGUGCGAUUGCCAUAUCCGUUGGAUGAGAGAUUGGAUAAUCAAACGGCAAAUUCACUGGGAGAGUAAUACAAAGCGACCCAUAUGUGCUGGGCCUUAUACCAAUAAGGACAAAUACUUCACACUUGUACCAAGCCGUCAUUUUGCUUGCAAAGUUAUAAUGUACUCAAGCGGUACGUCACUCACGUUGCAAGAAGGCCAUAACGUUAGCCUUAUCUGCAAGUUAUACUCAGACCCACCAGCUGAAAUUAUGUGGUUACGUAACGAGGAAAAGGUAACCAGUGGUAAUGGGCAUUAUGAAAUCGCUGAGUAUGGUGAUGUCAUUAAAAGCUUGGCACUUUUUAUCAAGGGUUUCAGUAAGGAAGAUGCCGGUUUAUAUAAGUGUCUUGCAAAGAAUCCCAUCGGGGUUGAUUCGAUAACUUACACCUUGAGUCUUGACGCGGACAAUCCCAAUAGAUUGGCUCUUGAAAUGGAAACACAAGGUUCAAUAUUCGGUGCUAAGGCAGCUAUUAUCUUCGCCGCUGUUGUUGUCCUUGUAAUCAUUGUUUUACUGACGAUUUUGCUCGUGUUUCGACAUAUGAGAAACCAAAGGAAGCGACAGGAGAAAAUCCGAUUGACUAUAGAAGAUUUCUUUGACAAAAACGCUACUGCAGGACGUCAAGAAACGAAAAUGAGGGGUCGCGCAAGUGACCAGAUCGAAACCGGUGAGAUGGACCCUCUUUAUGAGACUGUGGCCAAUGAAGGAAAUUAUGUGUCGUUUAAGUCUGAUCCAGUCGACUCGGAGGACGUUUCCCAACUCUAUUCGCCCAGCACUGUAACGACCCAUAUGAAUGACUCACAGUCCGACUUAGAACCAAACAACGCAUCCUUUUGGCUUUCAGAAUCCGCCUCGCCCCUUCUUGGACCGGUAUCGGAUGAUCAAAGCACCCCUCUGUAUCAAAACAAUAACAAUAGUCAUCACCUCAGUCUCAGGGGGAAUAAACAGCGGGAAGUGCCACUGACAACCUUCCCCCGUACGGCCGUCGGGUCUUAUUCCUCAUUCAAGACUGGCUCCCCUCGUUUCGUAGCUUCUAACCGUCGUCACCCGAACAAAAAUAACAAUCGUCAAUUGCAACAGCAACUGGCCAACGAUCGACAGCAGUUCCACCAACAUCACCAUAACAAAAACAAUAACAAUAACAACAACAACAACAACGACGACGACGAAGAAGAAGAAGAAGAGGAAGAAGAGCAUCAUGUCGUUGUAGAAGCUGUCAACAACGACAACCAAUUUCAUCUCAGCAAACUGAACGGGAACAACAACAACAACAAUAACAACAACAUCAAUAACAACGUCGGAGGAGGAGUUGGAAGCAUUCGGCUGAAGAGCAACACACUGGGCCGCGAUCAGCUGUUUUCCAAACUCUACAAUAACAAGCAGAAUCCGAAUUUUGUAUAUAACGCGUCUUACUCGGCUUAUGACCCGAUCUAUAACAAGCCCCCGUCGAAGGGGCAGCCGUAUGCUUAUACAUCGCUACCGUGCGAAGCGGAUUCGAAACAGAGUUUGUCGACCUACACCUCCCCGCAGUGCACGCCGAAAGACGAGAAAAACAAACGGUGCUCUUCACUUGGAAACGUCGGCAUUGGAGACCUCGUCCCGCCAAGGAAGCCACCAAGGUUCUACAGCAGGUCGAGCAUGUCCGCUCAAUCAGCGGGGGAUCUUGAUGAUCCGAUUUCGUCUCCUUUGCCGGGAUCCACCGAUGAGUUCGGAACCGCCGUAUGA